UAGUCUCACGGGAUUCAAAGACUUUGUGUUGGACGCAGCGCACUCAGAGCGCACGCCGGCUCUUUCGAAGCGGUCUGUCAAAGUUUCCCUAACAAAACGCGGAAUAUUUCUUGGAGGUAAAAAUGACCUGAGAGACGCAGUUCACCCACCAGCUCUGGUGAAGGCGGCGAGUGGAAGGCUUAACGCCAGCGCCGUGCGUAACACUGAGGGAGCAGGUGGAUGGAGAGGCUCGGGAUGCAGAUUUCCAGCAGGUCAGCGCCGUUUCGGAACGGCAGGACUCCAUAUUCUGUGCAAGGACAUCUUGCCACGAUGGACCUGAUAUGAAGAGGAAGUUUUCAGUUUAAAAAUCUGUUUUGUUCUUUUGCCGUCUCUCUACAGCUGGGAUGUGAUACUUGUGGUUCCUCGUACAUUAUAAUCCCCAGUCAUCCCAAUCCUCAGAUCCCCAAACCCCUGGAUCCCCAAGUCUUAAAUCUCCAGUACCCCAAGCUUGUUUUAGAAUUUACCUCUAAAAUCCUUUUACCCUAAUUUUUACGACUGUUUUUAGCAUGUAACCCUAACCCAAAACCCACUUAUAUCUACCAUAAUCCAAACUCCUUUAGGAUCAAACGUCUACACUUUACCACUUGCUGUCUGUAGACACUUAGAACCCUUUGAUAUACUAAAGCCCUCUCAGCAGUCAUGGCCUUGGAUUGGGGGUCCUUCCCCCCAACUCCACCCAACAUCACCAUACCUGAGCCCCUCCUGUAUGACAGCUACAUCCAGGGUAAUGAGUCCGACCUGGAUCUAAACAUCACAAAGACUAGGGAGCCUCACCAGGACAAGACCAGCUCAGUGGUCAUCACCUUGAUCUACUUCAUGGUGUGCGCUGUGGGUCUAUGUGGCAACACUCUGGUCAUUUACGUGAUCCUACGUUACGCCAAAAUGAAGACGGUGACCAACAUCUACAUCCUCAACCUGGCGGUGGCAGAUGUUCUGUGCAUGAUGAGCCUUCCGUUCAUUGCGCUGCAGUUGACACUGGUGCACUGGCCCUUCGGAGAGGCUCUGUGCAGGGUGAUCAUGACUGUAGACUCUCUCAAUCAGUUCACCAGCAUCUUCUGUCUCAUGGUGAUGAGCAUCGAUCGAUACCUGGCCGUGGUCCACCCUAUUAGGUCUACAAAAUGGCGGAAGCCUCGUGUAGCCAAGCUAAUUAACCUCACAGUAUGGGUUGUGUCGCUGUUAGUCAUCCUACCAACUAUGAUCUUCAGUGGCCUAGACAAGGUGCCAGUGUGUGGGAUUGUGUGGCCGGAGCCCCAGGAUGUCUAUUACACAUCUUUUAUAAUCUAUACAUUCUUCAUUGGAUUCUUCCUGCCGCUGGCAGUCAUAUGCAUGUGUUACCUGCUCAUUAUAGUAAAGGUGAAGUCAUCAGGCAUGCGUGUGGGUUCAACCAAGCGCAAACGCUCCGAGCGUAAGGUAACACGGAUGGUGUCCAUCGUGGUGGCAGUGUUUGUCCUGUGCUGGCUCCCUUUCUACAUUUUCAACGUCACUUCCGUCACCAGCUCCAUCAACCCCACCUCUGCUGUGAAGAGCACCUUUGAUUUUGUGGUGGUGCUCGGCUACGCCAACAGCUGCGCCAACCCCAUUCUGUACGCCUUCCUGUCGGACAACUUCAAGAAGAGCUUUCAGAAUGUUCUGUGCCUGAAAAAGGUGGCAGGCCUGGACGAGAUUGAGCGCAGUGACAGCAGGGCUGACAGGAGCAGGAUGGUUAACGAUGCUAUGAUCAUUAACGCCAAUUUGGACACGCACAAUUCUGCCCUGCUCAAUGGUGAGCUGCAGACCAGCAUAUAAAGGAGUGGCAAAAGAGUGGUGGUCACAUCCAAGGAGGCCAGAGAGACUUAUGAGUGCUUGGGGCUUCCAGAUUGGCUGCCAGUGUACUGCCAGUGACCCCUACUGAAAGAUGCAGAGGCCGGACGAUGAUGUAAUAGCUGCUGCUCAUGGACACUGACACAUGAACAAAGUCUAAGUGAAAUAUAAACAAUUUCAUAAGGGUUUUCAAAGGUCAGGGAAAGUACAUUGACUCCAGCUCAGAACCCUUGAUAUUUGGGUUAAUGAGGAUACUUGAGCUGGUUAGCCCUGAGGCAGAGCAAAAUGCAUCUUUCCUCUACUGAUCUUAAGCACUAAAGAGACAAGUAAUAUUGAAAUCAAACAAAUAGGAUUUCUGUUCACGCUCCCUAUCGUAAGGCUUCUAUUGAGUUGUCAGAACUCGUCCUGACUCAACUAAAAUCGAAAUUUAAUGCAAUUGGACCAGUUGCUGGAUUGGAGGGUGGACUUCAAUGGAUCCUCUGGAGAAAUAUCUCGUCUUUGUGGAAGCUUAGAAGGCCAAACAUUUAGUGGAAAACAGCCAGCACAUUGGUUCUCUAGAGAAAUAAAAAAAAAAAAAAAACAGAAACCACAACACAAAGAUGAAUAGUUCAAUGGUCAUGUUUUAUUCAUACCAGCUGAUUAGUCUGGGUUUACAUGAUCAACAGAGCCACAAAAUGACAAACCUCUCUAAACACGGCAUCUUAUUUACCGACAGUAAAGGAUGCUCUUUUCCCUCUCUGGCUGGCGUCUCCGCAGGAGAAGCGGCAUCGAUCUGUAAACUCUUGAAUUUAACAUCCUGGAUUAUUGAUUAAGCGGAAGGAUGGGAAAACAUCUUGGCAGCCGCUGUGACCUUGCUUGCUUCAGAACAGCUAAACUUUGUAUAUAGGAAAUGGUUUUCUGUCAGCGUUUAGGGGGACAGUUCAACACGUGGACGGCUCCAUGUCUAAACCAAAAUGAAUUUCAAAGGCAAUCACUGCUAUAAAAUUCUGUUUUGUUGUGGUAUGCAUUGAGGACAGCUUCUAAACCAUGUUUGUGAAACACAUAUGUACUUUAUACUUCACUGUGUCCUGGUACCAACAAUAAUUACUCCCUGUGCCAACUGUGCCAUUGUAAAGAGCCCAUUUCUACUUGUAAA
Messenger RNA from Scomber scombrus (Atlantic mackerel), 2974 nucleotides. It is a transcript of the gene sstr2a, whose product is annotated as somatostatin receptor 2a. The transcript is spliced from 4 exons. Gene Ontology annotation, molecular function: neuropeptide binding; somatostatin receptor activity. Lineage: Eukaryota; Metazoa; Chordata; Actinopteri; Scombriformes; Scombridae. The coding region runs from base 679 to 1824 and encodes 381 amino acids. Gene Ontology annotation, cellular component: membrane; neuron projection. The record is from RefSeq and is a predicted model, not a curated record. Gene Ontology annotation, biological process: neuropeptide signaling pathway; cellular response to estradiol stimulus; cellular response to glucocorticoid stimulus.